This is a messenger RNA of Penicillium angulare, 11994 nucleotides long. RefSeq lists its product as uncharacterized. The coding region runs from base 1 to 11994 and encodes 3997 amino acids. NCBI's taxonomy places the organism in Eukaryota, Fungi, Ascomycota, Eurotiomycetes, Eurotiales, Aspergillaceae. Gene Ontology annotation, biological process: fatty acid biosynthetic process; secondary metabolite biosynthetic process. Gene Ontology annotation, molecular function: fatty acid synthase activity; 3-oxoacyl-[acyl-carrier-protein] synthase activity; phosphopantetheine binding. The transcript has 7 exons. The record is from RefSeq and is a predicted model, not a curated record.
AUGCGGGCAACAAUGAUCAAUGAUUGCCAAGCCGCAGGCGAGCCCAUUGCUAUUGUGGGAAGUUCUUGUAGAUUCCCUGGCGGUGCUACAAGCCCAUCAAAGCUUUGGGACUUGCUCAAAGACCCUCGGGAUGUUUUGACAGAGAUCCCAGACAGUCGAUUUAACGCCAAUGCCUUCUAUCAUCCAGAUGGAACUCACCACGGAACAAGCAAUGUAUGCCACUCUUACAUUCUAUCUGAAGACCAUCGACUUUUCGAUGCCCAAUUCUUCGGAACCAAGCCAGUGGAAGCGAAUUCCAUUGAUCCCCAACAGCGAUUGCUUCUUGAAACAGUAUACGAGAGUUUGGAGUCAGCGGGGAUACCCAUGGAGACGCUACAAGGGUCCGAUACUGGUGUUUACGUCGGACUUAUGACAAACGACUACGCUGACCUCUUGGGUCGCGAUGUUCAAAACAUGCCCACAUAUUUUGCGUCAGGAACGGCGCGAAGUAUUUUAUCCAAUCGAGUCUCAUACUUCUUCAAUUGGCAUGGGCCAUCAAUGACAAUUGACACGGCUUGCUCUUCCAGUUUAGUUGCAGUCCAUCAAGGUGUGCAAAGCUUGCGUACCGGCGAGAGCAAGCUGGCAGUCGUAGCAGGAACAAAUCUUCUUCUUGGACCAGAGCAGUAUAUUGCCGAGAGCAAACUGAAAAUGCUUUCUCCUACAGGGCGCUCACGCAUGUGGGAUAAGGAUGCGGAUGGUUAUGCGAGAGGUGAUGGAGUCGCGGUUGCUAUUCUUAAACCACUGAGUGCUGCGAUGGCCGACGGUGACCACAUUGAGUGCAUCAUCCGGGAAACGGGAAUAAACCAAGAUGGACGGACCAAAGGAAUUACAAUGCCCAAUCCAGUCGCUCAGGCAGAUUUGAUUAGAAAGACCUAUGCCAGAGCGGGGCUUGACUUGACAAAGGCUAGCGACCGGCCGCAAUAUUUUGAGGCCCACGGAACAGCUAACAAGAUCAAAGGAACGCCCGCUGGAGAUCCGGUUGAGGCGGAAGCAAUAAGCACAGCUUUCUUCGGAAAACAAGCGAAUUAUCACCGAAAAUCAGAUGAGGAGGACCCAUUGUACGUUGGCUCCAUCAAAACUGUCAUUGGUCACACCGAAGGCACAGCUGGCCUAGCGGCGGUCCUGAAAGCUUCAUUAGCUUUGCAGCAUGGUGUUGUGCCUCCAAAUUUGCUGCUGAACAAGUUAAAUCCUACUGUGAGACCGUUCUAUAACGACCUUCGGAUCUUGAAUCAAGCGAGAGAAUGGCCAAAUGUCCCCAGCCAGACGACCCGCCGUGCUAGUGUCAAUAGCUUUGGAUUUGGCGGCGCGAAUGCGCAUGCGAUUUUGGAAUCAUACGAGACCGAAAUGUAUAACGCGCUAGAACCUGAAUCAAUUGAACUUCCAUUAACGCCAUUCAACUUCUCAGCAUCUUCUGAAAGGUCGCUUGCAGCAACACUUGAUCUUUACUCGGACUAUAUUGAACAACACCCCGAAUUAAACCUACGCGAUCUUUCAUGGACUUUGAACUGUCGCAGAUCCACGCUCCCCAUUCGGACAUCUAUUGCUGCUUCUAGUUCAACUGAUCUUGUUGCUAAGUUGAAGAGUGCAUCCAAGGCCCCUUCUGAAUUCACGCUAGCAUCGAAGUCCCCAAAUUCCAACCAUCCGAAGCUUCUUGGGAUCUUUACUGGCCAAGGGGCUCAGUGGGCUCGUAUGGGAGCAGAGAUGUUAACUGGGUCAUCGCUAGCCAGUGAUUGCAUUACCCGACUUGAUUCUGCUCUACAAGCCCUUCCACAGGAGCAUCGACCACAGUGGCUAUUGAGGGACGAAAUCCUCAAAGAUGUCUCUUCUUCACGUAUUGGACAGGCUUUAUUUUCCCAGACUCUUUGCACGGCCAUCCAGAUAAUGUUUGUGGACCUCCUCUAUGCUGCAGGUAUUCUGUUCGCAGCUGUAGUUGGACACUCAUCAGGAGAAAUUUCUGCCGCAUAUGCUGCUGGGUAUUUGAGUGCAGAGGACGCCAUAAAAGUUGCCUACUAUCGCGGAUGGUCCUUGCAGUAUUCGAGGGACUCUACAGGGAUUAAGGGUGCAAUGAUGGCAGCGGGGACAUCCUUUGAAGACGCUCAGGAACUUUGCGAAUCCCCAACUCUUGAAGGCCGAGUCUGCGUUGCGGCAAGUAACUCAUCUGCUAGCGUGACCCUUUCAGGUAAUGCCGAUGCGAUAGAAGAGAUGAGAGAGAUCUUUGAGGAUGAGAAGAAAUUUGCACGUUUGCUCAAAGUUGACAAGGCUUAUCACUCCCAUCACAUGCUACCAUGCGCUGCCUCCUACAUCGAAGCUUUGCAGAGGUGUAAAAUCAAAAUAUUGAAUCGUGUCAAUGCUUGCACUACUUGGAUUUCAAGUGUCUACGGCAAAGAUAUCGACAAUGUCAAUGACAGCCUUUCAGACACGUAUUGGAGCAACAAUAUGAUCAAUCCCGUUCUUUUUUCCCAGGCCGUCAGCUUUGCCGUUGCUGCACUGGGCCCUUUCAACAUGGCCCUAGAGGUAGGUCCUCAUCCAGCACUCAAAGGGCCAGCCUCGCAGACAAUUCAAGAAGUAUCUGGAAGUGAGAUUCCCUACUCGGGUACUUGCAGUCGUGGAAAAGACAGUCUUCAAAUGUUUUCAUCUGCGCUUGGAGCUUUGUGGACAUUCCUUGGCGAGGGGGUUGUUGACUUCGCAGCAUUGGACCAAAAAGUACUUCCCAAGGGGAGACCAAGACGAUUAAUCAAGGGCCUGCCCGUAUACGCAUGGGAUCAUGAUCGUAUAUAUUGGCACGAGUCGCGUCUUUCAUCAGAGUAUCGUGCAGGCAAUGGAAAAUUCCAUCAUCUUUUGGGUGUCAAAUGCCCGGACGGCACACAGAAAGAGAUCCGCUGGCGAAACUUUUUGCAUACUCGUGAGAUACCCUGGCUUCAUCAUCACCAAGUUCAAGGUCAAAUUGUUUUCCCAGCCGCGGGAUACAUUUCAGCAGCACUGGAGAUUGUUGUCGAAAGGUUUGGUCUUGAUUCCAUCAAACUGGUCAAUUUCCAGAAUUUCAUUAUUGGGCAGGCCUUGGUCCUGGAGGAGAACACCGGUGUUGAAGUGAUUUAUACACUCACUAUCUCCGAUAUCUCGAACACCAGGAUGGCGGCCUCUUUCAACUGUUACUCAGAUGCGAACAAGGGCACUUCUGGAAUGUCUCUCCAUGCUUCAACCCAGAUUCAAGUUGAGCUGGGUGAUCUCGAUCAUGAAGACCUUCCUCUAGGCAGUGGACCCCGAGACUCAUUUUUGGAGGUUGAAACUGACAGGUUCUAUGAUUUUGUUUCUCAGCUUGGAUUUGGGUACACAGGUCCGUUCAGAGCGCUUUUUAGUCUGGAAAGGAAGAUGGAUGAAGCGACAGGCACAAUAGCCGUCCCAGUUCUGGAUGAUGAGAACAGUUACCUCCUUGCGCACCCCGGAUCACUGGAUGCUGCUAUACAAGCAAUCAUGUUAGCGUACUCUUUCCCAGGUGAUGGUCGCCUCCGCACUCUCUACCUGCCAACAAGGAUUGACAGCAUUCGGAUCAACCCAGGCACCUGCAAGAAACUCGCGCGGCCCGGUUCACAACUUCCAUUUUAUUCCUCUGUUGGCAAGACUAGGUUUUCCGAGCUCUCUGGAGAUGUGGACAUAUAUUCCUCAGAUGGCAAAUACACAAUGAUUCAGUUACAAGGUCUUCAUACAACACCCCUGACUCCACUGUCAGCUGCGACCGACAUUCCCAUGUUCACUGAGAUCCAAUGGGCCCCAGAACAGCCAGCUGCAUGCGACUUCAAACCAGAUCAGUCAACGGCAGACGAUUUAUUCCUCUCUCUCGAUAUCGAGCGCGUUGCCCACUUUUACCUGAAGACCUUGAGUCAGUCAAUUGACUCCUCUGCGAUAUCCGAGGCAGUUUCGUAUCAUGGCCAUCUACUCUCAUACGCCAGUCAUUGCGCUUCGCUUGUGAAGUCUGGAAACCAUACUUAUGAUGACUCAGAUUGGAGCAUGGACACCACUUUGCAAAUUUCGGAAAUUAUCAACAGAUACCCCGAGAGUAUCGACAUGAAAGUCAUGCGCAUUGUUGGAGAAAAUCUUACCUCUGUCAUCAGGGGCGAGGAAAGUUUGCUUGAUUUUCUCAUGAAAGAUAAUCUUCUAAGCCAGUUCUAUACUCAAACGAUGGGGAUUCAAUCGUCCCUAAAGCACGCGUCUGAGAUUGCCUCUCAAAUCAGCCAUCGUUUCCCACACAUCAACGUUUUGGAAAUUGGCGCUGGCGCUGGCGAGACAACGAAGUAUAUCCUAGAUGGAAUGCAGAAAGCCUUUGCCUCCUAUACAUUCACGGACUUCCGGGACUCCCAAUUUGACCAAGCGCAGGAGGAAUUCCAAAACCAGUCCAAGAUGCUUUACAAAUUGCUUGAUAUUGAGCAAGACUUCAAUAAGCAAGGAUUUGUAGAAGAAUCUUUUGAUCUUGUCGUCGCUUCACUUGCGCUUUAUGCGACCGAGAAUCUUGAAAGUACAUUGGCCAAGGUCCGUCGCUUGAUCAGACCGGGCGGCUAUCUGAUGCUGCUAGAAGUGACAAAUCCAUCCAUGAUGCGAUUUGGUCUUGUUCUUGGGGGCCUUCCAACAUGGUGGAUGGGCUACUCGGAAGGUCGAACUUUAUCCCCGUGUGUUUCAACUUCCGAAUGGGACCGCAUAAUGGCCAAGACUGGAUUUUCUGGCAAUGAAUUGCCUGUUUCAAGAAAUGACAGCUUUACUAAUCCGUUUUCUGUUAUGCUAACACAGGCUGUUGAUAAGCGAGUAAGCUUUUUACGUGACCCUCUCGCACUCACACAUGAGACCCUGGGUGCUGAAACUUUAACGAUCGUCGGGGGGAACAGCUCUUUCACAACUUCGCUUGUUCUGAAUGUGAAGGAAGCAGUUCAUCGUCACUAUGGGAAGAUCAGGCUCUUCACCUCGUUUGCCGAUAUACCGCUGGGAGACGUCCCUGUUCUUGGCUCUGUGCUCUGUGUGUCUGAACUAGACGAAUCAGUACUAGUUUCAAUGACCCCGCACAAAAUGAAGGCAUUCAAGGAGCUUUUCCAACAAAGCAAAAACAUUUUGUGGGUGGGCUGGGGCGCACAAGGAGAGAACCCAUUCGGUAAUAUGUUCACUGGUGUCCAACGAACACUGCAUGUCGAGAUGCCCCACUUACGUGUUCAAUUCAUGAACCUCCACUCACCUGAAGAGGGAAAACCGGAAUUUAUUGCCCAGAAAAUUUUACAACUCGAGGCCUCCGGUCUGUGGGAGCAGAAGGGCCAACUUCAGGAUAUGCUAUGGUAUACCGAACCGGAGAUUACACUACAGGACGGAAGAUUCUUGAUUCCUCGGAUCAAGUUUCAUUCUGUGAGAAACGAUCGAUACAAUUCAUCCAAGAGGCUCAUUAUCAAAAAAGCCGACCGGGAUUCCAUAGUGACUAUACGAAAGCCUGACAGCUACUAUCAUGUCCAGGAGGGAGAGUUCCGGAGGCGCGCAGGUGUUACAGGGGAGGUGGAUGUUGAUGUCCGGCAUUCACUCCUGCAACCUAUUAAGGCCCACAAUGAAGAUUGGUUGUUCCUUGUGGCAGGAAAAAUGCACAAUACGAACUGCGAAGUUAUUACUCUUUCCCGAGCCUUAGACUCCAGGAUCAGUGUACCUGAAUCUUGGAUAAUCCGAUGUGGAGAGUCCGAAAAUGAAUCAUCUCAAUCAAUGCUUGGCCUGUACAACAUUCUCCUCGGGCAUGCAAUUUUUGACAACGUCUUACCUGGCUGUAGCGUUCUCAUAUUGGAACCAGACUUCUCGGUAGCCGCAUCUCUAACACGGUAUGCCAGCCGGAGAGGCAUUCAAAUCGUUCUGGUCACUUCGAAGAACAAGCUUUGUUCACUUCCCUGGAUCUACAUUCACCGAAACUCAACACGCCGUGACAUAGUCAAUAAAAUCCCUCUGAACACAGUUCGCGCAUUGAACAUUGGCGCGAAUGAUCACAUCCUGUCGAUUGUUCGGGAGAGCCUGCCUGCUCAUUGCAAGUUCCAAGUCGAGAUCGAUAUUAUGCUUCCAGGUCUUCAGAAUUCCUCUAACAUUGACGUUCAUGAAGAUUGCGUGGCUAUGGCUCUGAAGUCUACAUGGGCAAAAUUUCAAGCUGAAACCUGGCUGGUGAAUAUGAACAGAAUCCAGACCCUCAGCCUCCGGGACCUCAUGGAAACCCAGCUGCAGCCAGGCCAGCAAGCGCUCAUUGAAUGGGAGGCCGACCUUCCUCAGCAGGUCUUCCCGGCAACUAAAGUGGUCAAAUUCUCCAAGAACAAGACGUAUUGGCUUAUCGGACUUACAGGCGGUCUUGGCCUCUCUUUGUGUCAAUGGAUGGCUGAACAAGGUGCUUGCUACAUUGCCUUAUCCAGUCGCAACCCCAAGGUCGAUGAGAAAUGCAUACUCGACAUGGCUUCAAAGGGAUGUACCAUCCGCGUUUUUGCAAAUGAUAUCACCGACCGUGACUCCGUCAAAAAUACUUACAAUCAGAUAACUUCAAUCAUGCCAGCAAUUGCUGGUGUUGCGCAAGGAGCAAUGGUCCUUCAAGACACCAUGUUCCAAGACCUUGACAUUCCCCGGCUCGAAAAGGUCUUGAAGCCCAAGGUCCAAGGUAGUAUUUUGCUUGAUGAGCUCUUUUCAGAAAACACACUGGACUUCAUGAUAUUCUUCUCAUCCAUGGCAGCCAUCACAGGAAAUCCAGGCCAAAUAGCAUAUAACGCCGCCAACAUGUUCAUGGCCAGUCUGGCAGCCAAUCGCCGCAGUCGAGGUCUAGCCGGGUAUGCGAUCAACAUUGGUGCCAUUAUUGGAAAUGGCUACGUCACUCGAGAGCUGAAUAUGGAUCAACAAUCUUAUCUUUACCGUGUUGGCCAUACGUUGAUAUCCGAGCAGGACUUCCGAGAAGUCUUUGCUGAAGGUAUUUUCUCAUGUAGGGAAAGAACAGGGAGCGCUCAACUCUGCAGUUCACUCAGAAUCGAUGAUGAUGAGUCGAAGAACUGGGUAGCAAAUCCAAUGUUCCAACAUUUGAUCACUAAAUCCGAUUCUUUGAUCACUUCUGACAAGAAGAGCAAGGCGGGUGCCAUGGUCAAGGUCCGCCUUCUUGAAGCAACUUCGAAGGAGGAGACUCUGGAAAUCCUCAUCGACGUUUUUGUUCCUAAACUCAGAUCAGCACUUCAGAUUGAUGCCGACAAGCCUAUACUCCAUUUGAGUCCGAAUGAGCUUGGAUUAGACUCGUUGAAUGCCGUCGAUAUUCGAUCCUGGUUCUUGAAAGAAAUUGGCGUGGACAUGCCUGUUCUGAAGAUUUUCAAUGCCGCAUCAAUCCAAGAUCUUCUUGAAUCCUCGAUAACCCUUAUUCCCGAGGCACUGGUUCCAAACCUGAGCGGAGACAAUGCGGAUACCACACCAACAGACCUUCCGAGCACAGCAUAUUCUCCACCUCAAACAUCCCCACAAGAGCCAGACACUCCACGAUUUUCAUCCAGGUCAGAUUCCAGUCAAGAGAGUAAAACCUUCAAUUUGGAAUAUCUUGCUAGUCAUGGAAGUGCUAGUGGAAGCUCCGCCGCAUUGCUCAACACAGGCGACUCCAGCUCGGAGCAAAACGACGAUACGUCCUCUGCCAGCUCUCUCGAUGAUGUGAUGGAAAUGAAGUCGGAGGGAUACCGAGAUAUUCAAAGAACAGUCCCCAUGUCAUACGGCCAGUCUCGGUUCUACUUUCUUAAAUCAUUUAUUGAAGAAAAGACUGCAUUUAAUGUCACCCCAGUCUUUGAGCUCACAGGCAAACUCCGAGUUGAGGACUUUGCACGAGCAGUGGAAACGGUCGCCCAUCGACAUGAAGCCCUGAGGACGUUUUACUUUACCGGAGAAGACAAGCAGCCGAUGCAGAGUGUUUUAUCGGAAUCCUUGGUGCGAUUGGAGCGUAUCUUGAUUACAGAUAUCGCCGACGUCGACGCUGCUAAAGAGCGAAUGAAAUCCCAUGUGUUUGAUGUUGCUGAAGGUGACGUUCUGCGCAUUCAACUUCUGUCUUUACGGCCUGAUAAGCACUGGCUCAUCGUCGGAUUCGACCACAUCAACAUGGACGGCAUUAGUUUCGAGGUUUUCUGGUCCGACUUGGAGCAAGCAUACAAUGGAGCGACACUUUCUCAGCAUGUGCUCCAAUAUCCAGACUAUGCUUUAAGACAGCAACGUGAGUACGAGGAUGGCGCUUGGGAAGGGAGCCUCAAAUACUGGCGACAAGAAUUUAAAGAGAUUCCUCCGGUCGCACCAUUACUAUCCUUCUCCCGCCAGCCAAUUCGCCCCAGCAACUCGGCCUUCGGAUCACACGAAGCCCAUAUGCGUCUUGAUAAAGAAAUCUCCGACGAUAUUAAGAAGUGUGCGUCAAUGUUCAAGGUCACCCCAUACCAUUUCCACCUUGCGCUGUGGCAGAUCUUUAUUCUUCGCCUCUACAACGUGGACGAUAUGUGUAUUGGACUUGGAGAUGGCAAUCGCACCGAUCCUGAUGUUCAACAAAGUAUCGGGCUGUUCCUCAAUCUUGUUCCGAUUCGAUUCCGUCGCAAGGAUUCUGCUUCUUUCGGUGAGACUUUGAAGGAGACGAGACUCAAUUCCCAAAAUGCAUUUUCUAACGCACACGUGCCAUUGAGCGUUAUCCUUUCUGAAUUAAACGUUCCUCGAUCCACCUCCCAUAGUCCAUUAUUCCAGGUAUCAUUUAACUAUCGCCCGGGCAUUUCGGAUUCUCGAAGAUUCUGCGGAUGCACUGCGAAGGGAGCAUUGCUCACAGCGGGGGGUAUUUCCUAUGAUCUUCAUCUCGAUGUCGUGGAUGUCGGCGGUGGCGAAACAUCAGUUUACAUGCUUGUUCAGGAGUAUCUGUAUGAGAAAGAGCAUGCCGAUCUUCUUCUGCGUGGCUUCCACAGCCUCCUGAAGGCAUUCAUCCAGAACCCUGCCACGAAAAUAUCUUGGCCGCCUCUAUUCUCAUACGUUGAUAUUGAAAAUGCACUAUUUGCCGGUAGAGGUCUUGAGGCAAAGAAUCCGUGGCCCUCAACGAUAGUUCAGCGGAUAGAUGAGAUCUCCUCAUCGUAUUCCGACUGCGUGGCUCUCAGAGAUCCUGGCGUUGUCGAACUCACAUACUCGCAGCUAUCACGCCGAAUCAACCAGAUCGCAAAUCAGUUGCUCCACAGCGGCAUCACAUCAGGAGAUAUCGUUGGAGUCUUCCAGUCUCCCAGCAUAGACUGGGUUUGCUCGAUGAUGGCAGUCUGGCGCGUUGGUGCAGCCUACCUUCCACUGGACAAAAAGGUCGGCAUUGAUCGACUUGGAACUAUCGCGUCCACGACUUCGUUGUCCGCAAUUUUGGCCGACGUGUCUACUAUAACCGAUGCACACUUGCUCAAUGUUUCAGCUAAGAUUCUUGAGAUCUCUGGGUCUCUGGGAGAAAAUGACCAGUUUGUGAACAAUUUCGCCAUGCCCACUGAUACUGCCGUCAUAAUGUUUACAAGUGGUUCAACUGGAGUUCCCAAGGGUAUGAUGAUCAGUCAUGCAGAAUACUCAAAUCAAGUCUCAACUAUCAGCACAGAAUGGGGGAUUCGAGAAGGAGUAGAGACGAUAUUGCACCAAUCUUCAUACGCAUGGGAUAUGUCCAUCUGUCAGAUCUUGGUUGCGUUGAGCAACGGAAGUACUUUGGUAAUUGCCAAUGCCGAGCAGCGUCUUCAUCCCGGAUCCCUAACAUCUAUCAUUCAAUCUGAAAAUGUGACGACGACGCUCGCAACCCCCACAGAGUAUCUAUCUUGGUUUGCCCAUGGCCGCUCGCAAUUGAAAGGAUCCUCCUGGGCAAAAGCGAUCUCUGGAGGUGAGAUGGUGUCCAAGGGCUUGAUUCAGGAAUUUCAGUCCGUUGAUAGGCCAAGUCUAAAGCUCAUCAAUGCCUAUGGUCCAGCAGAAGCAACAUUCGCUUGCAGCUCUGCGGAGAUUCCUUAUGGGGAUAUUGAUCCGUUCUAUGCCGAUACCAUAAUUGGCCUUCGCACGUUGACAAACAACUCUGUGUACAUCGUGGAUGAAAGUCUCAACCCCCUCCCUCUUGGAUUCCCUGGUGAGGUCGUCAUCGGAGGUGCCGGUGUUGUAAGAGGGUAUCUUGAGUCCGCCAAGACAGCGGAAAGGUUCAUGAGCGACAAUCAUUCAAGUCCGUUUUUCCGGGAAAAGGGAUGGUCAAGAAUUCACCGAACCGGCGACCGCGCUCGCCUUACAAGGGAUGGUGGAUUAAUUCUCAUGGGUCGUAUCAGCGGUGAUACCGAGAUCAAGCUGAAUGGAAUCCGAAUGAAUGUUGAGGAAAUCGAAUCCGCCAUUGUUCAAGCUUCAAGGGAAAGGGUUCUUCAGGCCGUGGUUUCACCUCGCUCGUCCACCGAGGACGACAGUCGAAAAUUCAUCGUUGCCUUUGUUGUCAUUGCUGAUAGUGACACCAUUGAAAACCAAGGAGACUUCGUUGAACAGCUAGCCCGCGACUUAGACCUUCCACAAUACAUGCGGCCCGCCGCAAUUAUCCCGAUCGAUCGCAUCCCCCAAAAUAGCUCCGGCAAAGUUGAUCGGUUCGCUGUUAAUAAGCUGCCCAUUCCACAGAUCUCGAGUGGUGAUGCCAAAUCGCAAAAUCUGGCACCUCUCGAGCAAUGUCUACGCGAGCUUUGGCAAGAAACAUUCCCUCGCGAUCUUGCUUCCCGCCACAGCAUCCAACCGAAUUCAGACUACUUCCACACUGGUGGCGGCUCUCUCUCUCUUGUCAACUUACAGGCGCUACUGAAAGAGCGCCUCGGGGUUUCCGUAUCCUUGCCUCAGUUGUUCGAAUCGAGUACUCUUAAAGGCAUGGCCGCUCUAAUAAGCAAUUCUUCUGGAUCCGACGGCGCUGUUUCUAUCAACUGGGAUGAGGAGAUCGAAAACAUACUUACCUCUUCUCAGCAAGCAUCGGUCUACAUUGAUAGCAUUCGCAAACCCACUGGUCCAAGUGUCGUGGUCUUGACAGGUGCCACCGGCUUCAUCGGUAAAGAGAUUGUACGCCAUCUCUUAGAUGAUGAUACUAUUCAGGUCAUUCACUGUCUCGCAGUCCGGAAGCCGCAAGACCUUCUACCAAGCAUCUUCUCUCAUCCAAAAGUCCAUGUGCACAGUGGAGAUUUGGGCGCUCCUCUACUGGGCCUCUCGGAAGCCGAUGUAGCCUCCAUUUUCAGCCAAGCCGAUGUAGUAAUUCACAAUGGCGCUGAUGUUUCUUUCAUGAAAACGUAUCAAUCACUGAAGUUGAUAAAUGUCGCCUCCACAAAAGAACUCCUCAUGCUUUCAUUGCCACGAAAAGUCCCUUUCCAUUUCGUUUCAUCCGCGAGCGUCACACGUCUGGCCUCCCAAGAAAGCUUCGGCGAAACAUCUCUGGCCUCACACCCCCCUCCAACAAUUCCAAACGACGGGUACAUGGCAGCGAAAUGGGUUUGUGAAGUAUAUCUGGAACGAGCCAGCCAGCGCUUUGGUAUCCCCGUUUGGAUCCACCGACCAUCCAGUGUUCAAGGGAAAGAUGCCCCAGAGCUUGAUUUGAUCAGUAACAUCAUGGAGUAUUCUCAAAUAACCAAGACGAUUCCAGACACAAAAGCCUGGCCCGGUGGAUUCGAUAUGGUAACAGUGGAGUCUGUCGCAUCACAAAUCCGGGAUGCGGUGCGUUUGUCUGGCUCAUCCGAAGCUGGCCAGGGUGUCCAUUUUCUGUUCGAGUCUGGUGACCUUGAGUUGAAUCAUGAAGAGGUGCAAACCAUUAUGGAGUCUGGAACGGGGGAACAAUUCCAGACGGUGCCAGUUGCUGAGUGGGUGGAUCUGGCUGAGGAUGCAGGGAUGAGUUCGCUACUCGGGAUGUUCCUGAGAGAAGCGAAAGACGGCCAAGUCCUGCUGCCCAAAUUGAUAAAGAGUGGGAGUUAA